Molecule: messenger RNA, 1059 nt
Organism: Schistosoma margrebowiei
Lineage: Eukaryota; Metazoa; Platyhelminthes; Trematoda; Strigeidida; Schistosomatidae
Source: the annotation of a GenBank genome assembly
AUGAAUUCCUGGUAUACUAUUGAGACAGAAUUUAUUAAGCUUAAUAAAAAAUAUAUUUUAUGGAUUUUAUUAUUCAUUAUUAGUAAAUUUACUCAUUUCUCAUUUAUUGAAUGUAAUACAUUUCAAAGUCAUUUAAUUUAUUGGGAUCCAGAUAAUAUUGUAUUUCAAACAAAACCUGUACCACUUCUUCGAGUGAAACCAAAAGAUGAAAUUAUUUUUGUUUGUGCCCAAGAAUCACUUUACAUAUUGUGGACUUAUGAAUUCAAAGUAUUUGAAUCAUGUUCAAUGUGGUUAAAUGAUAAUCUAAUGGUUAAUCUUUUAUUAAGAUGUCCAGAUAAAUCAAAUCGAAAAUUACAAAUGCGUCAAAGUACUAAUCAUAUUUCAAAAGAUAAAUUAAACUUGAAAUAUUCCCAAAAUUUAUUCAUUAAAAAUCAAUCAAGUUUAAUGAGAAAUAGUUCAAUAGUUGAAAAUAACAAUAUAAAAUCCAACAAAUAUUCUAAACGUUCUACAAAAAUAUUCAAUAAACGGUCGUCGUCAUCAUCAACAUCUUUGAAGUCAUUAAUAUCACAUUCCCCAUUAAUUGAUCGUAAAAAGCAUCCAUCACAAUUUACGUUAUUAGUAGAAGAAUUUGCAUGGGCUAAUGGAAAUCCAAGUUUUCCUGUUAAUCGUCCAGUUUAUUUUCUUGCUCAACCUAGUGUCUGCCAUUCAAGAAACAUGCGAUUGGGAAUCGUGAAUGGAGAUUUCACUGGAUUGCUAUCUGAUCCAUAUGUUAAUCGAUUUCAAACAUUUUGGUUCACAAAUAAUUCUGGUCUUAUCCCAUCACUAAAACAAAAUUCAUCAUUUUUAUCAAAAUCAGAUCCAAAUAAUUAUGAUCCAAGUAUACAAAAGAAUAUUUUAUCGAAUGACAAGCAAGGUUUAUGCUCAGCUGCUUCAACCUCAUCAUCAUCUUUGUCUAUUGUAAAUGGUUACUUUAAAAACUUAUUAAAGAUUCUACUUGUUAUAGAUUUUAUUAUUCCAAUCAUAAUAUUUUACAUUUGUUUAAAUUAAAUGGAAUUGUAC